This is a messenger RNA of Callithrix jacchus (white-tufted-ear marmoset), 275 nucleotides long. Lineage: Eukaryota; Metazoa; Chordata; Mammalia; Primates; Cebidae. The record is from RefSeq and is a predicted model, not a curated record.
CCAUUGAGCCCAGAGCGAUGAAGAUGGUUGCGCCCUGGACGCAGUUCUACUCCAACAGCUGCUGCCUGUGCUGCCAUGUCCGCACCGACACCAUCCUGCUCGGCGUCUGGUACCUGAUCAUCAAUCCCGUGGUACUGUUGAUUUUGCUGAGCGCCCUGGCGGAUCCGGAUCAGUAUCACUUUUCAAGUUCUGAACUGGGCAGUGACUUUGAGUUCAUGGAUGACUCCAACACGUGCAUCACCACUUCGAUUUCUCUUCUCAUGAUUCCGAUAUGA